This is a messenger RNA of Penaeus monodon (black tiger shrimp), 1387 nucleotides long. RefSeq names its product RING finger protein 37-like. NCBI's taxonomy places the organism in Eukaryota, Metazoa, Arthropoda, Malacostraca, Decapoda, Penaeidae. Gene Ontology annotation, biological process: protein polyubiquitination. Gene Ontology annotation, cellular component: nucleus. The record is from RefSeq and is a predicted model, not a curated record. Gene Ontology annotation, molecular function: ubiquitin protein ligase binding; ubiquitin-ubiquitin ligase activity.
UGGAAAUGUCGAACACAAGAGGACAAAACUGCACCACCUUUGCCACGAUUAUAUAACUCAGAGCCAGAAGUGGCUCAUUUAGCUUCUUCUAUGGCAAAUUCAAGUACUUCUGCAACACAAGCAGAUUCCCUGGACAUUCCUGAGGACUUUCUUGACCCUCUGACGUGCGAGGUGAUGUCGGUGCCAUUGCUGAUGCCUUCAGGGCAUUCCGUAGAUGCUCACACCCUGGAAAGGUUCAUUGCAAAUGAGUCGAUUUGGGGAAGACCUCCCUCGGACCCAUUCACAGGAGUUCCCUUCAAGCAGGGUCAGCAGCCGACACCCAAUGUUCCACUGAAGGCGCGCAUUGAUAGAUUCCUGCUUCUGCAUGUGAAUCACGAAGAAGUGAAGAAGAUUGGCCGCACUGUGGGCUCAGCUGAUAGAGUGUAUGGGCAGUGGCAGCAUAGUCACCAGAAUGGCAGUACUUCCUCCUCUUUUUACACAAAAAGAAAAAAUGAAUCGCCAGAAAGAGUGAAAAACAGGAAGUUAUUUAAAAGUGAAAGUGAGGGAACGAGUGAUAAGCAAGAGGGACCAAACACACAAAGAGACAGCAUGUUGAAUAGCACAUCAGAAAAACUAAUGAAAGGUGCAGAUAGAAAAGAUUCAGAAGAGAAGCUAAGUAAAGUUGUGAGUAAAGUAGAUGAACAAGAUGAAGAAAUAAAUACAGUAAGAAAACCAUCCACAAGCUAUAGAACUAAUCACAAGCCAGUGAGCUGUCCCACUGCAGGUAGAUCUAGUGGUCAUCACAGUUUAGUGCACAUGAUAGGAGGUGUCCUUUCCAUGGCCCAGAGUCGAGGCCUCCAGAGGAAGGGUAUUCCUCGUCACAAGCCGAAUGAAAAGCCCCCAAGUUUGAUCUGUGGUGAUGUAAAACAAAAAGAAUUUGAUUUGCCAUCAGUCAGUGUACAAGCUUGUUCUUGUGGAAGGAAAGAGCAACUGUAUGCCUUACCAUGCCAGCAUGUUUUAUGUCGCCCAUGUUUGCAAGUCCUUCCUGUUGAAAAUAAGUGUUCUGUAUGUAAGAAGAUAUUCAAGAAAUCUGAAGUAACAAAACAUCAUUCAAAGAGCAUAUAUUCCUGAGAUUCACUCAUGCUAGGUGAAUAUAUAUUUAAAUUUUUUGUUAGUUCACAGUAAGAUAUAGUUCCUGCAAUUACUUUGAUAUGCAUUGUGUUAUGAAUUUAUUCACAAAGUCUAGCAGGACAAGUUAUGUCAAAUUAUGGUAAAAUCAUUUACAGAUAUUAGUAUAUAUUAGAAUAAAUAUCUGCUCAGGCUUUGGAUCAUUAGUUGUUGUACCUUUGUAUUUUGUGUAUAUAGGUGGAUAUGGUAUUGUCUGCAUGACAAUGAAAAAGUCAUAGAG